UGCUCUGGAAGGAGUGAGUCCCUAAGCCCUGCUCGAGCCGGUGACAAUUCUGGGAAAAACAAUCCUGGGCCUCUUUCUAGAAAAGCCACCGUGUUCUUUCCUGCCACAGCCGUGCCAGUCUGAUGUGGUGGAGAGGAGCAGCAGGAGGAAGAGCACGAGGAUGAGGCUGGAGCGGUCCCUGCCCCUCCUGGGGCUCCUGCUGUGUGCAGUUGGCACCACAGCUCAGCAGGAUGAAGAACUGGAGGGGGAAUUCCUGGUGGAGAUUUCUGGCACCACGGUGACAAUCACGUGUCCCUUUGAGGAUGAUGGCAUCCAGUGGCGCCUGUCUGGGAAAACAGGGGACGUGGAGGAGAGGAAGUUCAUUAUCAGGGACCACGACAGCACUCCUGCCAACCUGAGCUGCUCCUUGGGUAGUAAGAACCUCCAGCUGUACCUGAACGCCAGAGUGUGUGCCAACUGCGAGGAGCUGGACGCCCUGACCGUGGCAGGGAUCAUCACUGCAGACCUCCUCAUCACGCUGGGCGUGCUGAUCCUGGUCUAUUACUUCAGCAGAGGCAGGAAAGGACGGGCCAGCUCUGCUGGGGACAGUCGGCCACGAGGUCAGAAGAUGCAGCGUCCUCCCCCUGUCCCAAACCCGGACUAUGAGCCCAUCCGCAAAGGCCAGCGGGAGGUGUAUGCGGGCCUGGCACCCAGGGGCAUCUGAAAUUCCCGGGAUCACAGGCUGGAACCAGCAGCACUGGGGCCAAACGCUUCUGCCCAGCUUGUUCCCAGCUCUCUGCAGCUCCGCUGAAGCUCUGGCAUUUUGGGACGAGCCAGGUGGCCACAGGACAAGGAUCUGCCAUCCCACUCCGGGGUGUGCUUGGGUUUGCCGUCAGGGAACAGAAACGAGCACACUGGCGAGAGAUUUCCUUCCCAUUAAAGGAC
This is a messenger RNA of Hirundo rustica (Barn swallow), 924 nucleotides long. RefSeq names its product T-cell surface glycoprotein CD3 epsilon chain. NCBI's taxonomy places the organism in Eukaryota, Metazoa, Chordata, Aves, Passeriformes, Hirundinidae. Gene Ontology annotation, molecular function: transmembrane signaling receptor activity. Bases 161 to 703 code for a protein of 180 amino acids. The record is from RefSeq and is a predicted model, not a curated record. The transcript has 7 exons. Gene Ontology annotation, cellular component: membrane; alpha-beta T cell receptor complex; external side of plasma membrane. Gene Ontology annotation, biological process: positive thymic T cell selection; cell surface receptor signaling pathway.